Molecule: messenger RNA, 1105 nt
Organism: Phytophthora infestans T30-4
Lineage: Eukaryota; Oomycota; Peronosporomycetes; Peronosporales; Peronosporaceae
Exons: 2
Coding region: 119-1105 (328 amino acids)
Source: RefSeq, a predicted model, not a curated record
CGCAGCAGCCCCGCAGAUGGCCAUGAACCGGGCGUACGCAGUGCCACAGCAGUUCCAGGAGCAACAACAGCAGCAGCCCCAGGAACCCAAGCAGAUUAGCACGGAGCAGAUUCAGGCCAUGCUGGAUGAGAACUCGAGUCUCAUUGUGGAGAUCAUCGAGCUCAAUACGCAGAUCAAACACGGCAAGGGUACAGCGCAAUUGGGGGAGUUCACGGAGAAACUGGACAAGAAGCGAAAGAACCUCAACAAGAACCUCAUGACGCUGGCUAAGUGGGCAGACGAAUCGUCGGAGACGUCGCCGAGACAACCGCAGGUGUACGGACAAAUGGCCCAGCAGCAGCAAAAACAGCAGCAGUAUUCCCGAGCUGGUUUGAUGCAGAUGCCAAUGGCCAACCAAGCGCAGCUCCAGGCUCAAGCUCAGGCCCAAGCUCAGGCCCAAGCACAGGCGAGAGCUCAGGCACAGGCUCAUCAAGCGCGGCUUCAAGUUCAAGCCCAGGCCCAAGCUCAGGCGUACGCUCAGGCGCAAUACCAGGCACGCAUGAACCCGAUGAUGGCUCAACAGUAUGCACAAAUGAACCCGAUGGCACAACAGCAACAACAGCAGCGGUUUGCUAACGGAGGCAUGCCGUACGGUGUCCCUGGUAGUGGAGCAAUGGCGCACAAUGUUCGCAUGAGCAACGCCAUGCAGAUUCCUACCAGUUAUGGAGACAACCGAGGCGCCAUGGCCCCCAACAUGGGCUUCCAGAUGGGCCCUCAGGGCUACGGCAUGAUGCCCCCUACUCAGAUGCAGCGCAUGAACCCGGGGACGCAAGGAAUGCAGCAGCAGAGUAUGGCCCAGCAGGGUAUGCAGCAACAGAAUAUGCCUUAUCAGAGCAUGGCGAUGGCGCAGCAGAGCAUGGGGAUGCCUCAGCAGAGUAUGACCAUGCCUCAACAAAGUAUGGCUCAGCAGAGUAUGGCGAUGUCACAGCAGAACAUGUCGAUGGGCCAACAAUCAAUGAACCAGCAGGCAAUGCAGAUGCCCCAGCAGGUCAUGAAUCCUAUGCAGAUGAAUGGACCUCCGAAUUCGGGCUCUGUGGUGGAAGCCUCGGGUCAAUCGAGUAAUUAA